CUGUUCUCAUGGAAACUGAGAUCCUUCCGCUUCAACAAUGGCGUCCGAAGUGCCGGGAGGGGACGUGGUUCCCUCUUCUGACGACACAAAUACACAACAAGGAGGGACUGAUAAAGUCUUAAUGACGGAACAAGAAACUAAACAGAGUCACAAUGACAUCCCCGAGGCCACGGCGGAACAGCAGGCGGCGGACCAGGAGAUUCGGAGGGAGCUCACCUCAGCAGGGGCCGACCAGGGAGGGCCAGAUAUUUGGGACGAAGAGUUGAGGGACGAAUUAUUCGGAUACCAAUCACCUAUGGAGGAUCCUUACACGAGAGCGCUCAAAUACCUGGAAAAACACCAGGUCAUGGAACUGUUUAAGGGUCUGACUGCCAACAUCGUUUACGACCGUCCAGCCGACCCACUGCAGUUUAUGUUGGAAAAGGUAGAGGGCAUGAUAAAAGAGCGUGAAGAGAAAUGGGCAAAGGAAGUGGAGACGCAAAAGAAAGAACAGGAGCAAGGCUCAUGACUGGCAUAUCAAACAUGACAUCCCAUGGUCUUUUACUUUUACUAGCUGUACCAUGUACAUAGUGAAAUGACAUUUCAUGGUCUGUGGUUGGCUCAGGACAGGGUAAUAAUUGCACUUUUUCUUUUAGUGCAAUGUGAAGUUAAAGAUCUUGAGCACCUGUUUACAGUGGUCAUUUGACACAUAUUUUCAGCAGUCAUUCUUUAAAAGUUUCACUGUUAUAACUUUCCAUUAAUCAUCCAGUUGUAAAGAUGGAAUUGGUUUAUACAUAUCAACAGCAGUAAUUAAGGGGAAUCAUCCCUUGCAAAGAGCAAACAUGACCCUAUGUCUACUUCAUUGCCUUUGGAAUUUAGGAGUUAUGAAGAAUGUGAAUAGAUUGACACACUGAUCAUGUUGAUAAAUCAAAGGACUAAGUUUGCUCAAAGCCUAUAUAAAAUAUUGGUAGGCAUAACAAUCAGUUGGUUUCUGUCCUAAUUAUGUUACGCAGUAAACGUACAUGUAUAUAGAAAAAAGUGACAGAAGUCAUCCAUAGCAUUACCAAUUUGUUUUAUUGUAUUGUACUGUGGCUUGGUCAUCACGAAUAAAUUUAUACAUGCCUUGA
This is a messenger RNA of Branchiostoma floridae (Florida lancelet), 1106 nucleotides long. RefSeq names its product testis-specific expressed protein 55-like. The coding region runs from base 38 to 508 and encodes 156 amino acids. The record is from RefSeq and is a predicted model, not a curated record. The transcript has 2 exons. Lineage: Eukaryota; Metazoa; Chordata; Leptocardii; Amphioxiformes; Branchiostomatidae.